Messenger RNA from Physcomitrium patens, 698 nucleotides. The record is from RefSeq and is a predicted model, not a curated record. Lineage: Eukaryota; Viridiplantae; Streptophyta; Bryopsida; Funariales; Funariaceae.
AUUUACUUAUUUUGUUUUGUUUUGUUUUGUCCUCUCUCUCCAGGGCACGGCGUCCAUGUCCAAGUCCGAAUCGCAUCCACUCGAUAGGAUAUGUCGACCCAAAGCACAAACAGUACUCGGAUGUUCACUUCACAAACAGCGAAAGUACAGAUUAUUCCGUUCCCUUUGCAUUGUUUGUGCGUUUCUAGGCGAAAGUGCAGAUCAGUCUACGUGAAGCUUGUUACAAUGAAGACGAGAUGCAUACGUGGGUUGUUUGUGAUCCUCUUUCUGGUGUCGGCGUUUGUUUCUGCUGAUGCUCGAUCGCACUAUCACUACAGUUUGCGGAGCCAAAGCUCCGAUGAAUCGUCGGACCCGCUUGCUGCGUCGAAGUUGAAUGUUUAUGCGACGCAGCAAUUCCCUGGAUAAUUGACGAGACCCCAUUUUCCUGAAGGAUUUAUCUUCGGACCAGCAGGGUCUGCAUAUCAGGCACCAUGCGUUUGCAUAUCUAGAUUUGUUUUAUAUGUAGUUUUAGGGCUUUGUGAUCGAAUGUUUUUCAAUGUGGAUAUUUCUGGUUCAGAUUGGUGUGCAUGUUUUAAUUAAUAUUAGUGUUUUAAAAAAUUAAAGAACUACUUGAAAAGGAGGAAAUUGUGACAUCCUUUUAUACAAUUGUUUAGGUGGAAUUAAUAUAUUUUUAGUAAUAUAAUGACAAUAUAGAAGUA